CGUGAAACCGCAACGAACCAAAAUACAAUGCAUCACAUUGCAACGCGUGGAACUGCAAAGCGAAAAAGUAUACCGCGUCGAAUUGCAGCGCAUAAAAUCUUAACGCGCAAAUUUGCAACGCAUAAAAUUGCUUUACCGCGUGAACCACUUCUACACAGUAUAAAGAAAACUUUCUCCUCUAACACUCUCUCUUGGCAAUAUAACGAGAGUCUACUGUACAAUACUGUGUACAAAUAUCGAAUCGAUCGAAGCUCGUUCAAUGACCGAUUUCCGAAGAGAUUAGAACCGUUUCGACAAUAUUCACACGGAGACUAGAUUUGAUAAGGAAAGAUCAGGGGUCGGGGCUGAUAAAGGUUGAUAAUGAGCCUCGAUCUGCGUAACUGGUCAGUUCCUACGGUGUCGUAGACGAGUAAACUACGAACUUCCUCGCGGCGAUCUCAUGGAAAUCGUGCAUUGCCUUAUCAAGCUUAAUUACCGAAAGACGCUUUAAUACCAUGAUAACGCUCGGUCUCGUGUUAAGUCGUGUUUCUGGCAUGUGUCAAUAGAAAUGAGUUCUCUAUACGACAGUGAAAGGACCGAGAAGCAUGAACAACGACGGCAAUCGUCGCGCUAAAAAUUAUGGAUACGCGUUUAAUAACAUGGUGAUCGUGGCAUCGCCAGGUUCCAUAUGGGAUUACCCGUAUCUGAAUCAUGUCAGCAGCAUGAUGGGCUUGGUCUACGGGACAGGACCGGAUCCUAAACAAGAUUUCUUUCCUCCCAACAGUCGAUUUCCACAGUCACACAUGGAGAGUCCGUCGAGGUUCGAGCUGACGAAGGCGGACGACCAAAGCGCGGAUGAAACAGAACUCGGCGAGGUGAAGGCGUCGCCUCCGACGAGCAACGUCGCGACCUCGACGCCCGCACAGCCCGGGAGCAUCCCCUGCAGAAACGGCGGUUGCAAGAGUUGGAACCGCGGCGAAACCCGACUAGAAAGUCCUUGGCACUUUCUCAAAACCGUUUUCCUCGUCACUGUGAUCGUCGCCCUGGUGAUCUGGGUGAUCGUCUACACCUGCCUUGCUCAGUAUCGAGUUCUGUAAACGAUCCGUCGACCGACAGACUGCAGACUGACUUUCCGUUCGGAAGCUCAUUCGACGCUAUCAUUCAGCAAAUCAGAAAUUUUCGUAUCGGAGAUAUUUAAGUCCGUCCUUCGAGAAUGGCUAUGAACGCAGAGAUUUCGAUAGUGCACGAUAAAUAUGAAGAGGCUAUUCUCUUCCCCGGUGUUGAAGGUGACAGUGUACAACGGAUGUGGUGGUUUCUGUAAAAAUGUACAAAAGUAUUUCCCGUCAGAGUAACGUUAGAUUGUUCGGAGAUUAAUGCAGAUUUUAGUUCUAUCGAGUUGAAAAUUUGAUAGAAACACAGUUUGCUGAAAUUGCAAUACCGACAGAAUUUGCAUUAAUUUCGGGACAAUUUAAUAUAUUAAUGCUAGUCUCUAUUUUUAUAUUCUUUCAAAUUACGGUGUCAGGAAAACAGAGCUGUAUUAUAGCAACACGAGGAAUAUUGUACGCUGGUCGAGUUUUAUAUAAUUCGAUUUUUUAAUCUAAUUCGAGAAGGUAUUUUUGACUUUAGUAUUGUUGACUUUGUAACCAAUGAUUCCUUUUUUAUAAAGUAUUUGUACAUAACUAAAUAAAAUAUAAUUGUACUACAUUCCGAGAUAUUUACUCUUCUAUCGGACAUACAUAAAUAAACACGUAUGAAUAAAAAUCUUAUCUGACCACGAUAA
Molecule: messenger RNA, 1759 nt
Organism: Megachile rotundata (alfalfa leafcutting bee)
Lineage: Eukaryota; Metazoa; Arthropoda; Insecta; Hymenoptera; Megachilidae
Source: RefSeq, a predicted model, not a curated record